UUCAUCGAGAAGAGAUUAUAAGACAUUUUGAGACUACUUAGGAUGAAAAUAUAGGUAGGGUGUGAGAAUAGUAAAGAUUUAUUGGGAUGAAAAUUUAUGUGGAUGGAAGUACGUAAAUCACUAGUAGGCUAGUGAUGAUAUUUUAACACUGCCCUCAACACUAGUCUUCAUCCGUUGUAACAUGUUGAGCUGACACUAAAAGCUCUCAUGUUUUAGCUCUUUCGUAAACAAGUACGACACUUGGUCUUCUGUCUUGAUCUGCUGUAUCUCGAUUUCUUCUUUCGAGACUUUCUUACUAACAUAAUAGGGCGAACUCGUUUUGAUACUAAAUAGUGAUGAUAUUUUAACAAAAUCUUGGGGCGAACCGAAAAUUAAACCAGACACUGGUUCCUGCAUUGUCCUUCUCUAACAGCUCUUUUUUUUUUGAAAGUCGGCUUAGUUUUGGGCUGUGCUAAGCCAUUACCCUCCUUCCUCGCUCUACUUAAAUGCUUUGCUAUGAGUAAGAUAUUGCUCCACUCUCCCUUUCUUCCCAUGGGCUCAAUGGCAAUUGUUGUUCUUGUUCUCGUUGUUCUUCUUGUUCUUCUUGUUCUUCAUCCUUGUGUCUUCGUCGAUGCCAAGACAACCUACAUUGUUCGCAUGAAACAUCAUGCUCUGCCUUCUGAGUAUCCCACCCAUCAUCACUGGUACUCUGCCCACCUCCAAUCCCUAUCCUCCUCCGCCACCUCUGAUUCCAUUCUCUACGCCUACACUUCCGCCUACAAUGGCUUCGCUGCUUCUCUCAAUCCAGAGGAAGCCCAAUUGCUUCGCCAAUCGGAUUCCAUUCUGGGUGUCUAUGAAGACUCUGUUUAUAACCUUCACACCACUCGAACUCCGGGAUUCCUCGGCCUCAACUCCGAUUUCGGCUUCUGGGAAGGUCACAACACUCAGGAUCUCCACCAGGCUUCUCAUGAUGUUAUUAUUGGGGUUAUCGACACCGGGAUUUGGCCGGAGUCUAUGAGCUUUGAUGACACUGGAAUGCCGGAGAUUCCAUCGCGGUGGCGUGGAGAAUGCGAAUCAGGGCCCGAUUUCCACCCUUCACUCUGUAACAAGAAACUAAUCGGAGCUCGCAGCUUCUCGAAGGGUUAUCAAAUGGCUUCUAAUGAUGGGUACUUCGGAAAUCCAAGAGAAAACCAGUCGCCUAGAGACCAGGAUGGACACGGCACGCACACAGCAAGCACGGCUGCUGGGUCACAUGUGGCUAACGCGAGCUUACUUGGGUAUGCCAGAGGCAUUGCCAGGGGGAUGGCUCCUCAAGCGAGAGUUGCAGCUUACAAAACCUGUUGGUCCACUGGUUGCUUUGGAUCUGACAUUCUUGCAGGUAUGGAUCGGGCAAUAUCCGACGGUGUCGAUGUACUCUCACUCUCUUUGGGCGGUGGCUCUGCACCUUAUUACCAGGAUACCAUUGCAAUAGGAGCAUUUGCAGCCAUGGAGAAUGGGGUUUUUGUUUCGUGCUCAGCUGGGAACAGUGGGCCAAACUUGGCUUCUCUGGCUAAUGUGGCACCUUGGAUCAUGACAGUCGGAGCUGGAACUCUAGACCGGGAUUUCCCAGCUUAUGUCCAACUAGGAAAUGGCAAGCGGUUCACUGGAGUGUCGCUCUACAGUGGCCAAGGAAUGAACAAGCCGGUGGGUUUGGUGUACAAAGAAGGAAGCAACACCUCCAGCAACAUGUGUUUGCCCGGUUCUCUUGACCCGGAAUUGAUCAGAGGGAAAGUGGUGGUCUGCGACAGGGGAAUCAACGCCAGAGCAGAGAAGGGAGGAGUGGUGCGAGAUGCUGGUGGGUUUGGGAUGAUUCUGGCAAACACAGCUGCUAAUGGAGAGAAAUUGGUGGCUGACAGCCACUUGCUGCCGGCUGUGGCGGUGGGGAGAAUAACCGGCGACAUGAUCCGGCAUUAUGUGCGGUCAGUUUCGAAGCCGACGGCGGUGCUAAGCUUUGGUGGGACAGUUGUGAACGUGCGCCCAUCUCCAGUGGUGGCGGCUUUCAGUUCCCGAGGACCCAACUUGGUAACGCCCCAAAUCCUAAAGCCGGACGUUAUUGGGCCUGGCGUUAACAUCUUGGCUGCCUGGUCUGAGUCCAUUGGACCUACUGGAUUGGACAGCGACAAGAGAAAAACACAGUUCAAUAUUAUGUCAGGAACAUCCAUGUCUUGCCCACAUAUAAGCGGGCUGGCGGCAUUGAUGAAGGCAGCUCAUCCGGAAUGGAGUCCAAGUGCUAUCAAAUCUGCGUUAAUGACCACUGCAUACACGCAGGACAACACCAACUCAUCUCUCCGGGAUGCUGCCGGAGGGGCGUUUUCCAAUCCAUGGGGUCAUGGAGCUGGCCAUGUUGAUCCACACAAAGCCCUCUCCCCAGGUCUUAUAUACGAUAUCUCGAUCGAUGACUACAUUGCCUUCCUGUGUUCCUUGGACUAUGGGAUUGAUCAUGUUCAGGCAAUUGUGAAGCAAUCGAAUGUAACGUGCUCCCGAAAGUUUGCAGACCCAGGACAACUUAACUACCCUACACUUUCAGUUGUGUUUGGGGGAAAGAGGGUGGUUCAAUACACUCGUGAAGUCACGAAUGUUGGGGCUGCAGGGUCGGUUUAUGAAGUGGCUACUACUGCACCGUUGGCUGUGAAUGUGAUGGUGAAACCGUCAAGGCUUGUUUUCACUAAAGUUGGGGAGAAGAAAAUGUACACUGUCACAUUUGUGACAAGCGGGGAUGCUGCUCAAACCGCAAGAUAUGGGUUUGGAUCGAUUGUGUGGAGCAAUGAUCUACACGUAGUCAGAAGUCCAGUGGCUUUCACCUGGACAAGGUUGUGAUUGUUGUUUUUGUAUAGGGCGUUUUCCAUUUGAUACUGGUUUUUCCAAUCCGCCAGCAAGAAGUUGAUGAUCAACAAGA
Messenger RNA from Cucurbita moschata (crookneck pumpkin), 2914 nucleotides. Its product is annotated as subtilisin-like protease SBT1.8. The transcript has 2 exons. The record is from RefSeq and is a predicted model, not a curated record. Gene Ontology annotation, biological process: proteolysis. Gene Ontology annotation, molecular function: serine-type endopeptidase activity. The coding region runs from base 496 to 2835 and encodes 779 amino acids. NCBI's taxonomy places the organism in Eukaryota, Viridiplantae, Streptophyta, Magnoliopsida, Cucurbitales, Cucurbitaceae.